AUGCAAGCCACCCCCCUUGCUGCUCCUGCAGACGCCCCCUCCAGGAAGAAGCGGUUGGAGUUGGACGACGACUUGGACACCGAGUGUCCCAUCCGGAAACGAGCUCGAAGUGUGCCCCAGCCCAGGCCACCCCGCUGCCUGCUGCCCCCGAGCCCACCCCCUGCUCCAGAUCGUGCACCUGCUGUGGCCACUGCCUCCCAGCUUGGGCCUUAUGUCCUCCUGGAGCCCGAGGAGGGCGGGCGGGUCUACCGGGCCCUGCACAGCCCCACAGGCACCGAGUACACCUGCAAGGUGUACCCCGCUCACGAGGCCCCUGCGGUGCUGGAGCCCUACGCACGGCUGCCCCGCGGCGACCACGUGGCCCGGCCCACCGAGGUGCUGGCGGGCCCCCAGCUCCUCUACACCUUCUUCGCUCGGACCCACGGGGACAUGCACAGCCUGGUGCGCAGCCGCCGCCGCGUGCCCGAGCCCGAGGCCGCUGCACUCUUCCGCCAGAUGGCCGCCACCCUGGCGCACUGUCACCAGCACGGUCUAGUCCUGCGUGACCUCAAGCUGCGUCGCUUUGUCUUCACCGACUCUGGGAGGACGAAGCUGGUGCUGGAGAACCUGGAGGACGCCUGUGUGCUGACCGGGCCAGACGACUCCCUGUGGGACAAGCAUGCCUGCCCGGCCUACGUGGGACCCGAGAUCCUCAGCUCGCGGGCAUCCUACUCGGGCAAGGCGGCUGAUGUCUGGAGCCUGGGUGUGGCGCUCUUCACCAUGCUGGCCGGCCACUACCCUUUCCAGGACUCAGAGCCUGCCCUGCUCUUUGGCAAGAUCCGCCGAGGGGCCUUUGCCCUGCCUGAGGGCCUCUCAGCUGCUGCCCGCUGCCUGGUCCGCUGCCUCCUUCGACGGGAGCCAGCUGAGCGACUCACAGCCGCAGGCAUCCUGCUGCACCCCUGGCUGCGGGAGGACCCGAUCCCUUCAGCCCCAUCCCGAUCCCACCUCUGGGAGGCUGACCAGGUGGUCCCCAAUGGACAGGGGCUGGAGGAGGCAGAGGAAGAGGAGGGAGAAAGAGAGGUAGAUCUAUAUGGCUAGGGCCACCUUACUUGACUCUCAGCUACAAACAGUGGAUUGCGUUUGGGGUGUCCCCAAGCUUUCUCCUGCUACUUUGAACUGAGCCAAACCUUAAGUGCCUUCUAGGAGGGAGAAAGGAAGCCUGUGCAAGUGUGCUGUGUGCUCACCUGUGUGUUCUACACACACACAAGGCCUGCUUGGGCGCUUCCUGUGUGCCAAGCUCUGUGCUAGGUGCCAGGAACACAUCAGUGAGCAAAGGAGACAAAACUCCCUGCUCACAGAGC
Molecule: messenger RNA, 1340 nt
Organism: Propithecus coquereli (Coquerel's sifaka)
Lineage: Eukaryota; Metazoa; Chordata; Mammalia; Primates; Indriidae
Gene: TRIB3
Product: tribbles pseudokinase 3
Exons: 3
Coding region: 1-1077 (358 amino acids)
Biological process (GO): protein phosphorylation; regulation of MAP kinase activity; positive regulation of proteasomal ubiquitin-dependent protein catabolic process
Cellular component (GO): nucleus
Molecular function (GO): protein kinase activity; ATP binding; mitogen-activated protein kinase kinase binding
Source: RefSeq, a predicted model, not a curated record